This is a messenger RNA of Lonchura striata (white-rumped munia), 2251 nucleotides long. RefSeq names its product NFKB inhibitor interacting Ras like 1 (gene NKIRAS1). The record is from RefSeq and is a predicted model, not a curated record. NCBI's taxonomy places the organism in Eukaryota, Metazoa, Chordata, Aves, Passeriformes, Estrildidae. Gene Ontology annotation, molecular function: GTPase activating protein binding; GTP binding; GTPase activity. Gene Ontology annotation, biological process: Ral protein signal transduction; negative regulation of canonical NF-kappaB signal transduction.
GGGGGCGGGGCCGCGCGCUCCGGGGCAGGCCGGGACCGUGCAGUGUAUGCUUUUCAGAGCACCCUGGUUUGUGAAGCAUUACCUGGUUGAACGGGAAUUGAAGCAGGACAACGCCAGCCUCUCCUGGUCUAGAAAAGGGCUCCGCCGUGGAACCGGCCCUCGGGAAGCAUGGGAAAGGGCUACAAGGUGGUGGUUUGUGGAAUGGCCUCAGUGGGAAAGACUGCGAUUUUGGAGCAGCUUCUCUAUGGAAAGCAUACUGUCGGCUUAGAAGAGGGUGCCACAAUGGAAGAUGUGUAUUUGGCAUCAGUGGAGACAGACCGAGGCGUGAAGGAACAGUUACGGCUUUAUGACACCAGGGGUCUGCAGGAGGGUGUGGAAUUGCCCAAGCACUAUUUCUCCGUGGCCGACGGCUUCGUCCUGGUGUAUGCCGUGACCAGCCUCGAAGCAUUCCAAAGAGUCGAACUGCUCAAAAAGGAGAUUGAUGUCUUCAGGGACAAAAAGGAGGUUGCAGUUAUUGUCUUGGGAAACAAAACUGACCUCCUGGACCAAAGGCAAGUGGAAACAGAAGCAGCACAGCAAUGGGCAAGGGCCGAGAAAGUGAGACUGUGGGAAGUGACUGUGACAGAUCGGAAAACACUACUUGAACCCUUCACCUUCUUAGCUAGCAAACUGUCCCAGUCCCAGAACAAAUCAACAUUUCCCUUACCUGGAAGGAAGAGCAAAGGGAAUAACUGUGAAAACUAGACUAGCUUAGCAUUGUCUCCUGCUGCCAGGUCACAGUCUAAGUCCUUUUUGUGCCAUUUGCUCCUCGCAGUUUCACUUAAAGCAAUAAUAUCAUUCAGCAAUAAAAUCAGCAAGCUUAUAGCUAAGAGGUAUCCUUCCUUCUCAUAGACUUGGCUUGGAAAAGCUGCUGGUGGUAAAAGUCUCAAAAAGCACUUUAUAAGAGCCAUUAUUUUGCAGCCAGGGUUAUGGAGGAGGAAGGGAUAGAUGGAUACCUCUCUAGCAGAGGCUUUUACUAUACCUGGAUAGAGCCAUGUUGAGGGACAAAUCAACAAGCUUACCAGUAUAUAAUCCCCCUGCAGAUCUAUAGCCUGUAGUCACAAAAAGUAUUAGCUGCAAUAAAGCAUUCAAUUUGGAAAAGUGAUAUAUUUGAAAUGGCAACAGCUCUUUUACCCUGACCUUAAACAGGGCCACAGGGCUUUUUGAUGCUGCAAGAGGCUGAGAUCAGUGUCUUGCUGUAGGAGAAGGAUAUGGAGCAGGAGGAACAAUUACCAGAUUUAGCCACCUAUGUUUUGCUAGUGUCUGGAAGAAAAAAAAAACCCAACAAAAUCAUAAAAAACCCACCCCCCACAUCUUCUGGGAAAUACCCCAUCAUGAACCUUGUCAACAAAGUCUAGUAAGCAGUGCUUUCAGGGCAGGAAUUAAUUUGUAGAAACCAGAACAGCUCUCAGAGCACUCAUUGAUUGAACAACAACCUAAGGACAGCAUAACUGUGGGUUUGUUCCAGCAUGUACACUACAAAUCAGUCACAUUCCCAUAGGUGGUAAUUUUACUGAGAAUUAUAUGGAUCGAUUUUGUAUGCAGGAGGCAUUGUUGGGCUCUGCUUAGGACACGCUUACCUGGCUGCUCAGGCAAGCUGCAGCAAUCCAAUCUCCCUAGGCCAGCUAGCAGCUGGUACAAAGUGGUGUAUGACUCUGCAGGUUGGGGCUAAGGAGGGUUGGAGGCUGCUUUUUUGGAGAUAUCCCUGGGCAAACACCCAGAAAUACCUGUACAAAUGGCCCCGGUCUUAAUGUGCUGCACAUGGUGUGGCUGCAGGAGCACAACUGCAUGUGCAGUGUUUGACUCAACACUGGCAAACCUGUGUGCUGCAGGAAUCUGCUGUCCCAGGCCAGCCUGGCAGUAAACUGGACAAAAGGGGAUAGAUAUAUAGAGCAACAGAAUGAGCAACUUUUCAAAGAGAUGGGCCAGUUUUUGUUAUCUAACAACCUCCGGUACUAAUUGAUGCUAGCUUUUCUUUAUAUUUGAAGGCAAGAGCAGGAAGAGGGAGUGAAGUACCCAGUUUCUGCAUUUUUCACUAAAUUAAUCCUCUUUUGAACAAAUACUGAGAAUUUCACUGUGAAUCAGCAAAACCACAAGCAAUAUUUGCACUGUCAUAGCAUAACUGCUAAAUAGUGUGCUUAAUGAUCAAAAUUAAGCUCAUUGUAUUGCUCUUCUUGAAUACUGAUUAAUAAAGCCUGUCAGCAUUACUAAA